This is a messenger RNA of Beta vulgaris subsp. vulgaris (sugar beet), 2594 nucleotides long. Its product is annotated as multiple organellar RNA editing factor 4, mitochondrial. The transcript has 4 exons. Gene Ontology annotation, biological process: cytidine to uridine editing; mitochondrial mRNA modification. The record is from RefSeq and is a predicted model, not a curated record. Gene Ontology annotation, cellular component: mitochondrion. Bases 132 to 2474 code for a protein of 780 amino acids. Lineage: Eukaryota; Viridiplantae; Streptophyta; Magnoliopsida; Caryophyllales; Amaranthaceae.
CUCCUAUUAUACGGUGAGCCCAAAUUCUGAGGCCCACGAAAUAAUCCAUUCUCCUCCAACCUUCCUCAGGUUUAUGGAGGGUUUUAGGGAGGAGAGAGAAAGAGAAGGAAAAGCUCGAAGAAUAAGCAACAAUGGCGAUUUACAGUCAGAAACGACUUAUUCUCUCUCUUCGUCAACCAUUUCAAUCUUAUCGCAAAUUCAUCUCCUCCAUUUCUCGCUUAUCCUCUCAUUCUUCUUCUUCUCCUCUUCAUUCCUUAAAACCUAAUUUCCGAUCAUCUCCACUAUCUUCUACCUCAAGAUUUCUUACAUCCUUUGGUUUUCCGCCAUCGAUACACAAUCGGAGCUUCCGGAGUAACAUCAAUGGCGGUUCUCGAAGCUUCGCGACUCGAUUAUCGGAUUCAUCGUCGAGCAAUAAUCGACCGCCGAAGGAGACGAUGAUGCUUGAAGGUUGCGAUUACGAGCAUUGGCUUGUUGUUGUUGAACCUCCUGAUCCUCAGCUCACUCGUGAUGAAAUUAUUGAUGGUUAUAUCAAAACCCUAGCUCAUGUUAUCGGAAGUGAAGAAGAAGCUAGAAUGAAGAUUUAUUCUGUUUCUACACGCCAUUACUUUGCUUUUAGUGCUUUAAUGUCCGAGGAGCUCGGUUACAAGCUUAAAGACUUGCCAAAUGUUCGAUGGGUUCUCCCAGAUUCUUACAUGGAUGUUAAAAACAAAACCUAUGCUGGUGAGCCUUUCAUCAAUGGACAGCCAGUUCCAUAUGACCCAAAAUAUCAUGAAAUAUGGGUUCGGAACCAUGAAGAAUCCCUGAGAAAUAUGAACAAGAAUCGGACGAGGCAGAGGGAUCCAAACUUGCGAUCAAGAUCACCUCCAUCUUCACCAGCACGUGGCAAUUCGAACCAGAAUUGGUUAUCUGUCCCUAGUCCUCAAAAUCAGGAUCUACAGACAUCAAUCAGGGAAAACCAGACUUCUCAGUGGCAGCAGGACUGGAUUCCUCCUGCUGAUUCUCCAAAUGAGACUGUCCAGUCAUCUAAAAUUCAGAUCCCUUCCAACAUGCAGAAUCAGGCUCCUCCUGUCUAUUCUCAGAAUCAGGCUCCUCCUGCAUAUUCCCAGAACCAGGCUCCUCCUGCAUAUUCCCAGAACCAGGCUCCUCCUGCAUAUUCCCAGAACCAGGCUCCUUUAGCAUAUUCUCAAGAUCAGGCGGCUCUGGCAUAUUCCCAGAAUCCGGCUCCUCCAACCUAUUCCCGGAAUCUGGCUCCUCCAAGUUAUUUACAAAAUCGACCUCCUCAACCUUCCCACAAGCAAAACAACUUGAAGCCUUGGGCCUCACCCCCUCCACCUCUUCCGCCAUCUGAGCCUUCAGCUACAAUGGAUCCCAACCCUCAGAGCUGGGGAAGCCAGAGCCACAGCUGGGAGCCUCCAAUGGGUUCCGGGACUGAAGCUCGAUAUUCAUCUCAUUUGCAGAACCAAACACCUCCACCUUCGUCCACAUCGAACCCAUAUGAUCCAGGAAGGACUGUUAACAGCCCGCACUGGGAGACUGCCACUAAAUACCAAACUCAGCCUCCACAAUCCCCAAACCCAAACGACAAUUUUUCAUACAACAAUACGACACCUUCAGCUCCUGGAAGCAACGUGCCAUAUCGAGGCCAUAAUUGGGGGCCUGCCUCAGCACACCAGAAUUGGUCCCAACUGCCACCAAAUUCAAACAAUUUUUCAUACGAUAUUGUCCCACCUUCAAGUCCUGGCAGGGGCAUGCCAUCACAAAUGCAGAACCCGAACUUCUAUGGAGAAAGCAUGCAACCUCAAGUUCAGCAAAAUGAGUAUACCUCCUGGGAUAUUCCACCUCAUGCUCAGAGUGGUGGUUCCUCGAAUGGUUACCCUUCACAGUCUCUGCAGCAGCAACAAUAUUUGGGUAGUCACAAUACUUACAGAGAUGUGCAAAGUUCAAAGUCGGUGAUAACUCAUCGAAGUGCACAAAAUUUUCACAAUGCGACUGUGGUACCUCCAUCACCUGCAAGGGACAUGCCCUCUCACAUGUGGGAUCGAGAUUCCGCUAAACUAGACAAGCCAGCUGAAGUACAGCAGAAUGGUUAUUACAGUAGUUUUCCACAUCAUGGGCAUAAUGGCAGAGCUCAUACCGGCUAUCCACCACAUACUUCUCAAUAUCAACAAUAUCAGAACUCCUCCAGAGACCUCCAAAGUUCGAAUCCAACGGAAUCGCCUCAGAGUUGGAAUUACCAGAAUAUGACCCCUUCCAUGCCGAUUUCUCAUGCAGUGCAGACUCAUCAGUUCCAGGGUAAAGACAUGCCCAGGCCAAUGCAAAACAGUGAAUUUGAACAUAACGUUAGAUCAAGUGCACAAAAUUUUGAUUACAAUGGGGGGAGAAUGCCUAAUGAUAUGAGCAUGGAGACCGAGCAUAUUAGAGAUUACCAGGAACGCGACAUUCCUGGUGAUGAUUAUAUGUAUGCAUCAAAAUGAUGGGAGAUUUUGGUUACACUUUGAUGAAUGUCAUGCAAUAACACAUGCAUGUCAUCUAUUUACAAUGUAUAAUAUGAAUAUGCUUGUUUUGUAUACAUAUGUAGUUUCAUUGAGGCUUUA